GAUCCGGACUUUGGUGGAACCCAUCGGAGAGAACCGAAACCGAAGCUGACCGCGAAAUUGACAUCACCGAUUUAUACCUAAAGCUUUCAAUCGUACCUAACAGUAUCUUUCAACUACAAUUCUGAGCCUCAAACUGAAUAAAAUGGCCUCUGAUACUGAUAUUCAGAAAACUUCUCUUGCCGGUCGCAUGAAACAAUAUGAAGCACAAUUUGAUUUCGCGCUGCCCACUUCAUCCCCCGUUGUCUUACGUUUAGAUGGGCAUAACUUUUCUCGUUUCACGGCGCAAUCACAUUUUCAACGGCCUUUCGAUCAGCGAAUUCAUGAUGCUAUGGUAGCAACAUGUUCCGACUUACUAGAUUACUUCCCUCGCGCUACUAUCGCAUAUACACAAUCCGAUGAAAUUACUUUGGUGUUUCCGGAUGGUGUUCAGCUUUUUAACGAGCGUUUGCAAAAAUUGGCAUCCCUAGCUGCAAGUAAUUGUAGUGUGCGAUUCAAUGUACACCUGACGGCCGCGUUGAGCAAGGACAUGGCGAUUGCGCCUAUAGGGGAAGAUGUUCCACGUAACACCGCACAUUUCGAUGCACGAUUCUUUGCCGUUCCAACUGUUGAAGAGGCAUUAAAUUGCAUUUUAUGGCGAUGUCGCGGUGAUGCAGUCAGAAAUAGUGUUAACGCAUUUGCAAGAACAUUAUUCAGUCAAAAUCAAUUGCAUGGGAAGACAAAUGCGGAAUUAAUUGAAAUGAUGCGACAGGAGAAGGGAGUAAUCUACGAAGAAGCAGUACCAAAGUGGGCUAUUGAAGGUUGUCUCGUGAAGAAGGAAUCAUAUCAACAUGAUGGUUUAAAUCCGCGAACGAAUCAAGUAGAAAAAGCGAUAAGAACUCGAGCGAGGGUUGAAAAUAGAGGAAUUCGAGAGUUCUCUACGGAAAACCUCAGACUAGUGACGGAGAAAUAUUGGAAUGAACCAAUUCCUCCUCAACUUCCAAAGCCACCUCCUCAAUCCCCAGACUUGGAACGAUCAAGACCACCACCCCCUCGGCUUCCAAGGCCAAUAACACCAAGUAUGGUCAACAAUACUAACAAUAACUCCAUUUCAACAGCUAACGCCACUAUCUUUGGACCAAAUGUUUAUAUCUUCAAUCCUCAAAUGCCGAUGGUUGAUAUCCAAGCUAAAGCAACAACCAUUUUUAGACAAAUGGAAGCUAAUGAAUUUGGAACUGAACGAUACGCCUUACUCUUCAAACCUGGUACCUACAAUGUACUCUUCGAUGUUGGCUUCUAUACGCAUGUAGCAGGAUUGGGUCAGAACCCGGAUGAUGUCUUAAUUGAAGGUGGCGUUAAUGUUCCAGCGUAUUGGAUGCCAAAUCGAAAUGCGACCUGUAACUUUUGGAGAGCAUUUGAGAACUUCUCCAUCAAUGCCUCGGCGGAAACCAACAAUACAACUACGAUAGCUGUAUCACAAGCUGCACCAUUACGACGUAUGCAUAUCCGAAGUUCGGGUGGUCUUUGGUUAUUCCAGGUAGAUCCAAGUACUGGAGCUGGAGGAUGGGCUUCGGGAGGUUUCAUGGCUGAUUCGAUUAUUGAUCAACAAGUACUUCCUGGUUCACAGCAGCAAUGGUUAUCCCGCAACAAUAAAUAUGGUAGUUGGGCCAAUGCUGUAUGGAAUAUGGUAUUUGUUGGCGACUUCAAUGCCCCCGGUCAAGAUAAUUUCCCAGCAUCUGCUUAUACCACUGUGGAUAGGACUCCAGUCAUUCGAGAGAAACCUUACCUUUACAUUACAAGCCAAGGCCAAUAUGAAGUAUUCGUACCUGCUUUGCAGACGAAUGCACAAGGACCCAGUUGGACCAAUGGUGCGACAUCUGGCAAAUCCAUUCCCAUCGAUCAGUUCUAUAUAGCUCCACCAUCUACUGCGACUGCGACUAGUAUAAACUCGGCAUUAGACUCUGGGAAACAUAUCCUUUUCACACCAGGCAUCUUCCAACUUGACAAUGCAUUACGUAUUUCUCGCGCCGAUACGAUCAUUCUAGGUCUAGGGAUGCCUUCACUUGUACCUAUCAGUGGCCAAUCGGUUUUGACUGUGGCUGACGUAGAUGGUGUCACGAUCGCGGGACUUAUACUUGAUGCAAGUCAGAUUAAUUCACCCUCACUUGUUGAAGUCGGUCCUCCGAAUAGUUCAAUCGAUCAUGCAUCAAACCCCACGUUUCUUUAUGAUCUAACAGUACGAACUGCUGGUCAUACUAGAAACGAUAUCGGAAUCGCCAUCAAUAGUCAUAAUGUAAUUGGUGACCAGCUAUGGUUAUGGCGUGCUGACCAUGGCGAUGGUGCAGCGUGGACUGUUAACCCUACGAAGAAUGGUGUAGUGGUUAAUGGCGACAACGUAACGAUUUAUGGAUUGUUCAAUGAACACCAUCAAGAAUACCAAACGUUAUGGAAUGGAAAUGGUGGUCGACUUUAUUUCUAUCAAUCCGAAAUUCCAUACGAUCCACCUAAUCAAGAAUCUUGGAUGAGUAAGAACGGAAGGGCUAAUGGAUUCGCCUCUUAUAAAGUUGCUGACAACGUAACAAUUCAUGAAGCUUGGGGAUUGGGUAUUUAUUCCUACUUUCGUGAUUCUCCUACGAAACUGGAGAAUGCUAUUGAAGUGCCCGAAGUCGGUGGAGUAAAAUUACACCACAUGACAACUGUUUGGCUUACCGGUAUGCCCGGAAGUGAAAUCACUCAUAUUAUUAACGGAAACGGUGGUCGUGUCUAUGCUAAUAACCCCGAGUCCGCAAUGCGUCAGACAAUAAAUGAAUUUGGGAGGCAGCAACAAGGCGUGAUUAAUAGCUAGACAAAUAAUAGGCUUAAUAAUAAAAAAAAAUGAGGGGUUUCCAAGGGGUUUCCAAGGGGUUUCUUUAGAUGAUAUCUAGUAUAGAUUUAAAUUGAUUGGUUGUCUUGGUUUUGUACAAA
This is a messenger RNA of Hypoxylon trugodes, 2940 nucleotides long. Its product is annotated as glycoside hydrolase family 55 protein. The transcript has a single exon. Gene Ontology annotation, biological process: tRNA modification. Bases 143 to 2821 code for a protein of 892 amino acids. The record is from RefSeq and is a predicted model, not a curated record. Lineage: Eukaryota; Fungi; Ascomycota; Sordariomycetes; Xylariales; Hypoxylaceae. Gene Ontology annotation, molecular function: magnesium ion binding; tRNA guanylyltransferase activity.